AUGGCUGCCAACAACAUGGUUAACCCUCCCACCGACGCUGAGCUCGAGGAUAAGAUCUUCGCUCAGGAAGUCGAGCAGGUCAAGCAGUGGUGGAGCGAUGCGCGAUGGCGGUACACCAAGCGCCCCUUUACCGCGGAACAGAUUGUCUCCAAGCGCGGCAACCUCCCCAUUCAGUAUCCUGGAAACCAGCAGUCUAAGAAGCUGUGGGGGAUCCUUGAGAACCGCUUCCAGAGCCGUGAUGCCAGCUACACCUAUGGUUGUCUCGACCCCACCAUGGUCACUCAAAUGGCCAAGUACCUAGACACCGUCUAUGUGUCCGGAUGGCAGUCCUCGUCCACCGCCUCGUCGACCGAUGAGCCCGGCCCCGAUUUGGCCGAUUACCCCUAUACUACUGUUCCCAACAAGGUUGGCCACCUCUUCAUGGCCCAGCUCUUCCACGACCGAAAGCAGCGCCAGGAGCGCCUUGCCACGCCCAAGGAAAAGCGAUCCGCCGUUGCCAAUAUCGACUACCUCCGUCCCAUCAUCGCCGAUGCCGAUACUGGACAUGGCGGCCUUACCGCCGUCAUGAAGCUCACCAAGCUUUUCGUUGAGAAGGGUGCCGCCGGUAUCCACAUCGAGGACCAGGCUCCCGGAACGAAGAAGUGCGGCCACAUGGCCGGAAAGGUUCUUGUGCCCAUUAGCGAGCACAUCAACCGUCUCGUUGCCAUCCGAGCUCAGGCCGAUAUCAUGGGUUCCGAUCUUGUCCUCGUUUGCCGAACUGAUGCCGAGGCCGCCACCCUCAUCUCCACCAGCAUCGACCCCCGUGACCAUGCUUUCAUCGUCGGUACUACUAAUGCCUCGCUUCAGCCUCUUUCCGAUGUCAUGGCUGCCGCUGAGCAGUCUGGAAAGACCGGCGCGCAGCUUCAGGCUGUUGAGGAUGCCUGGAUUUCCGAGGCCAGGCUAAAGACCUUUGAUGAAGCCGUUGUUGAGGCCAUCAACGCCAGCCAGGUCAGCGACAAGAAGGGAGCGAUCUCCCAAUACCUCGCCCAGGCGAAGGGCAAGGGCAACGGUGAGGCGCGACAGAUUGCCAAGCGCGUGGCUGGCCUCGACCUCUACUUCAACUGGGACGUCCCCAGGACGAGGGAGGGUUACUACAGGCUCAAGGGUGGCUGUGAGUGCUCUGUAAACAGGGCUAUCGCUUAUGCGCCUUACUGCGACGCCAUCUGGAUGGAGAGCAAGCUUCCCGACUAUUCCCAGGCCGAGGAGUUUGCCAAGGGCGUCCACGCGAAGUGGCCUGAAAUGAAACUCGCCUACAACCUUUCACCCUCUUUCAACUGGAAGACCGCCAUGCCCCGUAACGAGCAGGAGACGUACAUUCGCCGCCUCGCCAAGCUCGGUUACUGCUGGCAGUUCAUCACUCUCGCUGGCCUCCACACCACAGCCCUCAUCAGCGAUCAGUUUGCCAAGGCCUACAGCAAGGUUGGCAUGAGGGCCUAUGGCGAGCUUGUCCAAGAGCCGGAGAUGGAGACUGGCGUUGACGUAGUCAAGCACCAAAAGUGGAGCGGUGCUACUUACGUUGACGAGCUCCAGAAGAUGAUCACUGGCGGCGUCAGCAGCACCGCGGCGAUGGGUGCUGGUGUCACGGAAGAUCAGUUCAAAUAA
Parascedosporium putredinis is the source of this 1641-nucleotide messenger RNA. NCBI's taxonomy places the organism in Eukaryota, Fungi, Ascomycota, Sordariomycetes, Microascales, Microascaceae. The record is from the annotation of a GenBank genome assembly.